CGCAGUUCCCUUUCUGGUGGUAGGUUUCCAGGACCUUCCUUUUUACUUUUUACGUUCCUUUUUACUUGUGCUAAUAUAAACAACCUAACGAUAACAUGAUUUAUAACAUAAUGUAUUACCAAUGACCUAGGUAUCCGUGGUCUUUCGCUGGGACACCUACCCGUGGUCUAGCUGGUCUGUGCCAGUUACAGCUUACAGUGCAAGUACUUUUCAUGCAAUGCAGUUCGUCGCAGAUUGUUGAAAGAAACUUCAAAGUUACGAACGAUUGUGCAUCGUUAUGAUGUUAUCACUUGCGGCAUGACGACAAUAAUGGAUCACAUUAUCGCAAACCAUGAACAUUCUGAAAUGGAAAAAAAUUCGGAGAAGUUCGGCAGUAUGGAGUUUGAUCGUGAAGACGACGACGCUAAUAUGGAAGCCCAGGAACAAGAAAAUGUUACUACUGAAGAACUGGAGAACAGUGGGAAAGAUGGAGGAUUCACAAUUGAUGAUUUGAAAUUUCCUGAAGCAGUUGUUGUCAGAGUCAUGAAGGAAAUUCUGCCCGAGAAAACCCCAGUUGCGAAGGAUGCCAGAGAUUUUCUCUCACGGACUGCAGUCUUCUUCGUGUUGUACCUUGUAGACUGUGCGGUUGGUUUGGCUGUGCGAAAGAAAAGGAAAACGAUCCUACCGGAAGAUGUGUUGAUGGCCUUGGAUGACGGUGAAUUCAGCGCCAUGGUGAUUGAACUGAAAGCUUUACUAGCAGAGCGAAAGAAAAAUCCUUUGAAAGCAAAAGAAAUUUCAGUGAAUGUGCCCGAUGCAUCGCUAGCAUCCAAGACAUCGACAGAAAUAGUAUUAAAUGAUUUACUGGAGCAACUGGAAGCAGAGAACAUCCCCGAGGGCGGGAAUGAUCCUGUACAUGAUGUGCUGGAUGAGAAUAAUAUCGACCUUGGCCGUGGUGGUGAACUUGUGGAACCUUCCGGACAAAAGUGUCUAAGUGAAGCAUUUAAUGCAUCCGAUGACGAAGACUAGCCGUCGGCCUGGUUUGCCACUGUUUAUGGUUGUCUUAUGGGUAGUAUAAUCUUUUUGCUCUUUUUUUCUGUAUGUAUUGUAAGAGAACUUUAAGAAAUGGUGUGCUGUAACGCACUGGCCAUUCGGUACGGUACGGGCGUCGGCGAGUGAUAUUACCAAAACCAUUGAACCAUUUUAUGGUUUUUUUUUUGCUGUAGACAACUCGCUAAAAGCUCAAACCGUUGCACAGGUCUGAAAGUUUAUAUUUCCGGAUUGCUAUGUUAACCGGGCACUGGGCAGCAGCCCUUUUAAUAUAAAUAAUGUAUCCUUUUUUAAUCGUUAACGUGUUGUACCAG
Paramacrobiotus metropolitanus is the source of this 1340-nucleotide messenger RNA. RefSeq lists its product as uncharacterized. Gene Ontology annotation, biological process: DNA damage response; leading strand elongation; heterochromatin formation. NCBI's taxonomy places the organism in Eukaryota, Metazoa, Tardigrada, Eutardigrada, Parachela, Macrobiotidae. Gene Ontology annotation, molecular function: chromatin DNA binding; protein heterodimerization activity. The record is from RefSeq and is a predicted model, not a curated record. Bases 298 to 1005 code for a protein of 235 amino acids. The transcript is spliced from 4 exons. Gene Ontology annotation, cellular component: epsilon DNA polymerase complex; CHRAC.